UCAGAACUUUUCAGCAUCAGAAUUCUCAAUACCAUGACUAAGUCAGAGGUGCAUUUCACCUAUUCUCUCCUGGCUGGUGCAACAUAUUAAGUUAUGAUGCAAGAGAUGUUUCCCCAGUUUGAGGAGGGCACUCGUGUCAAUGGUUUGGGGCAGCUCUGGACAUUGGGGAGGGUUUUAGGCAUGGGACGGUGUGCCAAGGUAUAUCACAUGUCAACCGACCAGGAGAGCUUUCAGGCAGCAGUUAAGGUGUAUCGUAAGGAGGAGAAAUAUCGGCUGGCUUUUAUCAAAGAGAUGUGUAACCUCAAUGCGGUCUAUGGAGACAGACGAGUCAUAACAGUUUAUGGCACUUUUACGCACAAAGGACACCCUUGUCUGGCAAUGGAAUUGCUGGACUUUAAUCUCAAGGAAUUCAUCUACCGCAGUGAAAACUGUCAAGUUUUUCUCUCCAGUAUCCCUACAACCAGUAUCCAUUCCAAAAACCACUCCAAGGCUGUAAGCAAAAUUGCAUACAACAAUAACAACAAUGAAACAACUAGCAGUACUGUAAACCACAGGGACAAUAAGAAAGGAAAAGGACAAAGUAACAAAGAGACAGUGACUACGGCUUCAAGUGAUAGGAGUCGUGGAAGAGUAAAGUUGACAGGUCUUACUGUGGGAGGUGCCAGGGAUGAACAUCGGAUGCAAACAAGAAGAGCAACGGCCCAACAAGCUGCCGAUUUGAGGAGCAAGAAUAAAGAUAAUGAUCUUGAUAGCAGCACCACUGUCAUCCCACAUACGGGUCAAACUAGCAGGACUCACUCAGGGAGUUUGAAACACAUCAAGAGAGACCUUGCUGAAGACAAUGAUGAUGGGGACAAUGAAGAGGAUGAUGAUGCUGAUGAUCACUCAGAAGCUGAUGAGGGAACGAGUGAGGAGCUGGACCAAGAAGAAGGAGAAGAAGAUGAGGAUGAGGAUGAAAAUUCUUCCAGUUAUGGUCUGUCACUUUACUUGAUUCAGCAGCUGUUUAAAGAUGUAGCAUCAUGUUUGGAGUUCGUUCAGAGGUGCGGCUGGGUUCAUGGUGACCUUAAACCAGCCAAUAUCCUUUGGAGCUCUCAGGAAGGUAGCUGGAAGAUUGUUGACUUUGGACACAGCUUUCAAGAAGGACACCAAGAUUUCAGUCAAAUCCAGAGCCUAUGUUACCAAUCCCCGGAGGCUAAGGUGUGGAAUAGUUUCGUGAGUAGCCUUGGCAACCAGAAGGUGGUCCACAAGAUGAGUGCUGUUGAUGAGGGGAUCUCUGAGUGCACUCAUGCAGCAGAUAUUUGGAGUGUUGGCUGUGUUAUUGUAAGGGCCUAUACCGGGAUGAAGCUUUAUGGCCAGGAUGAUGUCCUUCCUGGUGCCUGCUUGCAAUGUCAGAAAUCUUGUUCCUCCACUGUAUGUGAAUGUGAGCCACUGAUAGAAGCCCUUUUGAAACCAAAGAUGACCAAUCCCAAACUCUCUUCUAUCCAUCAAGCAGCUGUGCAUCACCUAGUAGAUCUUGUUAAGAGCAUGUUACAGUGUGACAUCGCCAAGCGUCCCUCAGCAUCUGAGAUCUUAAACCACCCCUUUUUCUCUAAUGAACUGACCCCAAGUGCCAAAGACCUUUUGCUUCUACCAAUGAGAACCCUUCGCCUAUCAAACCUUGCCUCUCCCUCUGUGGAUCUGACCAAUCAGAAAAUUUUUCAAGCUUUAUAUCAGGAUAUCAAACGUGAGUGCCUCAAAUUUGGACCAAUCAAAACGUUGAUCAUUCCUAGAGUAGGACCUGUAAAAGGAAUGGCCUUCAUUGAGUACGAGGAUUCAGCCAACGCAAAAUCGGCUCUCAGCGCCCUCAUUGGUCAGAAGCUGUUCAACCAACCUGUACACAUCUCUUUCUUUCCUGUGGCAGACUUCACUGCUAAACGAUUCUACUGAACCGUCAUCAGUGGUAGGUUUGUCUAGAAUUCCAAGGAAUGGAAGUCUAAUCUUUUAUAUGGAAGAAAUGAAGAUGACAGGCCUCCCUCACCCUGGCAGCUGUUAUCUACAAGGGUCACCAUUAGUUCAUGAUCACCAUUAUUUUAUCUAUUACUUCUGAUUAUAUUAUCAUUAUUACUGAAUGGUCAGGGUCUGUCUUGAUUCAUCAUACAGGUUGGCAACCGAGUUGGAGUUGUCGAUCUCAAUACGUAGACCUCGUCACGAUUUAACCCUUUUCACUUUUUAAAUUGUUUAUGAUGUUUUAACCUUAAUAUUAAAAAAAAAUGUUUUCUGCACAUACGUUUGUAUUGUAAAUUUCAAAGUUAUAUAUUUGUUAUAUUUUUGUGCUUGAAGUUCUAUUGACUUUCCUUUGCAUAGAUGCAAUCUUAUUAACAUGACAUAUAAUUGUAGGCUUUAACUUACAGUCAAAAAAAUAUUUCAAUGUUUGAAAUUAAAACGAGAGGAAGGAUAAUGCUAUAUUCUAUAAAUAUGACUUUUUUUCUCUAAACGUUAAUUGAUUUUUUUUUCAAUACAGGAAUGCAGUUUGAAGGUGUGUUGUAGGUUCAGUACAUUGCUCAUUAACUCAGUUGGGAUUGUUUUUAUUGUUUUGUUUUUUAGAAGUUUGCAAGUGAGUUGAUUUCAUAGAAGUUCAUCACUAAACUGAAAAGUGCAAGACUUUUUUUACAUUGUUUGAAAGAAAUUUUAAUAAUAGAAAUCAGUUUCAUUUUAUUUCUCUUUGUCCGUGAAAUACCUGUUAUGUGUGUGUCUUGUGUAUAUAUGGGUACUGUUAACUAUUUUUUUUACUGUCAACUAUUUUUUUACACCCGUGUUGAGUACAGGGUUGUAUCCCAUUUUUAGCAAUGUGUAUUCUGUUAUUUAUUUUGUCACAUGCUCUGAUUAUCUAUGUUGCGUGUUUCAGUAGUUUAUAAAAUUUUACAUAUUGCAUAAAUGGUUGUCACAAUAUUGAUGUGAGUUUAUGGGAAAGAGAUUGUUCUCACGAUUGAAAAUGGAAAUUACAAGUUAUAUCAGGAACUGAGAUUGGUUUAAGAAUUUGAUGUUGUUCCAGCGGGUCAUUGUAUAAUGUAUUCAAAUUUAUGCACGCUUCUUCCCGGGUAUACAUGUACAUUGAUGAAUUCUGUAUGUAUGAAUAACAAUAUUUUUUACAAUUAAUUUUAUUUUAGAACUGUUAUUCAGAAUGCACUUUUCAUAUGUUGGGUGACACAUCAUUUUUACCUGAGGGUUGUAUGACCUAGCAACAUUCAAUGACAGUACUAAUCGAAGUAGACGAGACUAAAAAUGUUAAUAUUGAGUGUUUUGGGAAAUUUGAAUGCAUUUUGAAUACAUGAAUUAUUCAUGUAUUUAAGUUUAUUUUUAAAUCUAACUUGGGAAAAUGAAGUAUUGAUCUUAGUGGUAAGUAUUGAAAUGCUACAGUUUAGAAUGAUUGGAAAUUGGGUUGGGCUGAAUUACAUUCCAAAUACAUUCCAUUUACAUUCCAGAGACAUCCAGCUUCUAAUUAACAUUACAAUAACCUGCUUAAGCCAGCCCAAUGAAAAGUUAUUAUCAAGUUGAUUAUAAUCAGUUCAUUACCUGGCUUAAGCAGGUUACUUUAAUGUUGAUUAGAAGCUAGUAAGUAGCUGGAUCAUCUCUGGAAUGUAUUUGGAAUGUAAUUGAGCCCAACCCUGUAGGAAAUAUAAGAUUUUUUCCCCAUAAAAACAUAAAGAGUUUCUAGGAAAAUAGAUCAAGCAAUAAACCAAUUCGUAUAUGUAUUCUAUUGAGCAUGUGCAGAGGGCAUUUGAACUACAUCUUAAACCAGCUGACAUGAAAUUCUUACCGCCCUUUCACACGGUAAAAAAAGUCGUAAUUUGAAU
Lytechinus pictus (painted urchin) is the source of this 3833-nucleotide messenger RNA. RefSeq lists its product as uncharacterized. Gene Ontology annotation, cellular component: nucleus; neuronal ribonucleoprotein granule. Gene Ontology annotation, biological process: positive regulation of translational initiation; peptidyl-serine phosphorylation; regulation of protein export from nucleus. The record is from RefSeq and is a predicted model, not a curated record. Gene Ontology annotation, molecular function: RNA binding; ribonucleoprotein complex binding; protein serine/threonine kinase activity. NCBI's taxonomy places the organism in Eukaryota, Metazoa, Echinodermata, Echinoidea, Temnopleuroida, Toxopneustidae. Bases 94 to 1926 code for a protein of 610 amino acids. The transcript is spliced from 8 exons.